Messenger RNA from Verticillium alfalfae VaMs.102, 1222 nucleotides. RefSeq lists its product as hypothetical. Bases 74 to 1222 code for a protein of 382 amino acids. Lineage: Eukaryota; Fungi; Ascomycota; Sordariomycetes; Glomerellales; Plectosphaerellaceae. The record is from RefSeq and is a predicted model, not a curated record. The transcript has a single exon.
AGCGGUGGUCUAUGAUCGUGUCUCACGGAUACUGAGAAGAGAAUUCGAGUCGCAGUUCACUCGGUCGAUAGGCAUGUCGUGGGACUCAAAGUCGGCGCAGCAUCGCCGCCAAAAGAGCUCCGUUUCUCAGAAGAACCUCCCUCUUCUCACACGACAGCAGGCGAAGCCCGCCUUCCAGCCCAAAUCUAGCCACGUCGAGGACAGCUUCCUACAAGACUUUCUCGACCCAUCGUUCGACCCGGCUGUCUUUCUCAACACCACUCUGCCCUCGCUCCAGCAUGGCUCGACCUCCAAAGGUGCCGACCGGGCGGUACCCCUCGCCGACCUUUCAAAUGAGACGCAGACGCUGCUCUCGCAACUCAAUGCACACACGGCCCGCCUAUCGACCACGCUCACCCAGCUGACAGACGAUAUUCUUCGGAGCGGAAGCCGUCUCGCCUACCAGGUCGAGCUCCUCCGCGGCGAAACGCUCAGCUUCGCCGAGACGAUGAAUGAGACGCUCCAGCCCGACAUUCAAAAGUUCCUGCCCGAAGGCCUACCCGACGCAAGCAAGGAGGGCGCAGACGUGAAAAGACGUCCUUCGGCCGCCUCGACGACGCCCGCGCCCGACGAGGAAGCGUCUGUGAGCGCAGAGGCGGCGUCGCUCCCCAACGAGCCUACGCACGUGAAGCAGCUGCGGACGCUGACGCUCGUGCGGUCGCGGCUGGAUUCAGUCAUCAAGACGUUUGGUGACGCGAUGGAGUUUGUCUUUCCGCCGUCCGAGCUCUCUGCGGCAUCGGGCUUCUUGUCUGUCUCGGCGCCGGAGCCUGGCACGGGAAGUUUCAGCAGCGGGGCCGGGGAGCAGCAGAAUACGGAGGAGAAGGGCCAGCAGGUGCUCAAGAAGCUGCGGGGGGAGGUUGCUGACCUUCUCAAGGGAGAUGACGCCAUUGCUGGUAUCGAGAAGGCGGCAGAGCGAGUUGAGGAGCUGAAGGAGUUGACGAUGGUGUGGAAGGGUACGGCGGAAGAGAAUGGACGUGUCAGGUUCAUCGAGGGACUGGCGAAGAUGGUGGAGGAGCGACACCGGGAGCUGUUGAGGGAGGCAGAGGACACUGCAAAAAGAGAGACCGGUGAGGAGAACAGGCCGAGGAAGGGAAGUGUGAAGGCCAAGGCAGAGGAGGCGAAGACGAUCCUCGGAGGCUACGGCUUGAUGAGCCAGCUCCAAAAGCUGCGAAGCGGACUGUAG